Messenger RNA from Rhododendron vialii, 1948 nucleotides. RefSeq lists its product as uncharacterized. NCBI's taxonomy places the organism in Eukaryota, Viridiplantae, Streptophyta, Magnoliopsida, Ericales, Ericaceae. Gene Ontology annotation, molecular function: protein binding. The record is from RefSeq and is a predicted model, not a curated record. The coding region runs from base 395 to 1120 and encodes 241 amino acids. The transcript has 3 exons.
ACACAAAUCUCAGAAACCCUAAAAAUCUAUUUUCAGAUAAUUCCCUUGGAGAGAAAUGAUGAGAGAGAUGGGGGAAGGUGGGGCGUUCGCAGGGAAAGCAAGAUUGACGGAAUUAGUGAAGAAAUUCGAGAUGGUCGCCGGCACCACAGCCACCACCAGCACCAGAAGCAAGAGAGUAUCCACCGUUUCACAGAAGAAGGAAGAAUGCGACGAUCGAGUUCCUUCCAUAUAAGUUCGCACAACAACGGAAAGUUUAACGGCCGCCGCCUGGUUCUUACUUAAGGCAGGAGGACCACCAGAGCACGGAGUAACCCUAAGUCCCGUUUUCACCGAAGAACCCGUCGUUUUGCGUGGUUAUUCUGGCUGCGCAGCAGUGGGCUCCAACAUAUACUUGAUGGGCGCUCACGAUCCACUCCCCUACCACGAAUACACGCCUGAGCAACUGAGCGACGUGUAUUGGAUCGACACCUCUCAUCCCGAACUAGGGUGGAACAAGUUAGACAGUUCCCUGAAUCAUCCCAGGACCUCUGCGCACGUCGUUUUCGACGGAAAACGUCUAUACGCUAUGGGGUGUUGUUUCUCUGACGAUACUCGUAGACCUUAUCCGUACGACGCAGAAUUGAAGCCCGAGGUUUACGUCGUGUCCUACGGCGGCGGCGACGGUGGUGGUUCUUGGCACGUGUUGAAAGAUCCUCCGAUCGGAUCAGACAGAGCUGUAGAUGUGCCUGGUAGAAUGGACGGGCACGCGGUCCUCGACCUUGAAGACGACGGUGGCAAGAAGAAGCGGAGGAUUGUCGUAAUGCAUUCUUUUGGUUACGAACAACUGUAUUCGUACGAUGUUGAUGCUGAUUCUUGGGAUGUUUACCACCACCACUUCCAGCCGUGGACUUACGCGUCCGCGUUUGUAGACGGGAUCCUUUACUAUAUGGACCACGACCAUCUCGGGGUUAUGUUUGGCCUGGAUCUCAACAAGCCAAACAACCAGCCUAAGAGAGUGGUUUUAAAAAAGAAUUUUAAGGAGAACAAGAAUCGCCGCUGGAUACCCCAAGAUAUCCCUGGCCCCCCUCCCUAUAAUAUGCCGCCUCCGCCGGAGCCAUUUUUAGUCUCACUGGGAAGCUGAAAGUUGGCUGCUCUCUGGAUAGAAGAAGGAAGUGGUGUGCCUGACCAUAUCAGUGUUUAUUGCUCCAUAAUCAAGAUGUCUCAGGAGCUAGACUGCAACGGCAGAGUUAACUUCGUGGCCAAUCCUCUUUCUUCCUCUAGCUACCAUAUCCGGGCCUGCACUAUCUUUAACUGUCUUGCAGUUUUUCCACCUGAAACAAGGCAGGGGACACUAGAGAAUGCCACCGCAGUUGCAGCCCAGCGGAAGCAAUGAGCGUAGGGUUUGUUGCCUUCCUCGUUUUUAUGGAAUGUUAGCUUUUUACAUCCCUCUCUCCUCGUACAUUAGAUUGUUCUUUUUGGAUUACUACCUUGCCUCCUUUUUUGCCUUUGAGGAACUGUACCUCAGUGCACUUGCUUGGUUUUUAGGAACAUGUUGUCUCCUCAAGACGCAAGGAAAUUUUGGAGAUUUUUUUUAGCCUUUAUUUUGGGAAAUGUUUCCCUUCUGUGUGUUAUUACUUGUUACGCUGUUUGUGACUAAUUGUCACUCCUUUUAGUGCUUGGUGUCGGACAUUCUUAUGGUGAAAUCAAUGGGGAUAUGACGGUACCUUAGCAUUCCGCCGCAUUGUGUGCUGGGACUAUUAGUUUUCUUGUUUUUGGAAGUUAAAGUAGAGGCUCCAUUGGUGGUUGUUAAACACAUUUUUGGAAUUGGAUGUUAAACGUAGUUUCUGGCAACGGGCAUUUCAGAAUACUUGUUAUUUGUCUCCCUAUAAGCGUUUUAAGAUAUAGCUUUCUUGUUUUUGUAAUAAACCAGCCAGGCUAGUUGGAUGUCAAACGCAACUGAUGGUUUGUC